ACCGUUUCUACCCGGAACCUUGUUGCCUCUGCUUGCGUUAUCGGGCGGGAACGGUGACGCGGCAAUAUUGGGGGUGCACGAGCGGGAGGCGGUGCCACUGGAGCCGGGGCAGGAAGCGGGUCGGGAGCGGCUGCGAGGACAUGGCGGAGACCAUUAUAAUCCGUGUCCAGUCACCAGAGGGAGUGAAGCGUAUCACAGCCACAAAACGGGAAACUGCAGCAACGUUUCUGAAAAAGGUUGCAAAAGAAUUUGGCUUCAGAAACAAUGGAUUUUCUGUGUAUAUCAAUAGGAACAGGACUGGUGAGAUCACUAAUGUCAAUAAGUCCCUCAACUUACUAAAAAUCAAACAUGGAGAUAUGCUAUUCCUCUUUCCUUCAAGCCCAGCUGGCUCUUCCUCUGAGAACAUGGAUGUCUCUGUAUCUCAAGGAAUGCGCCAUAUAGGCGUUCCCCAGGUGGUAGAAGAUGAGAUUGACCAAUACCUAAUAAAACAAGAUGGGAAGAUAUACAGAAACAGAGACCAGCAACUAUGUCGACAUGGCCCUUUGGGUAAAUGCGUGCACUGUGUACCAUUAGAGCCUUUUGAUGAAGAUUAUUUAAACCAUCUGGAACCUCCUGUGAAGCAUAUGUCAUUCCAUGCCUACAUCAGGAAACUGACCGGAGGCGCAGAUAAGGGGAAGUUUGUUGCCCUUGAAAACAUUAGCUGCAAGAUUAAAUCUGGGUGUGAGGGACACCCUCCAUGGCCAGAAGGCAUUUGCACCAAGUGCCAACCAAGCGCCAUCACACUCAACAGGCAGAAAUACAGGCAUGUGGAUAACAUAAUGUUUGAGAACCAUACGAUUGCAGAUCGCUUUUUAGACUUCUGGAGAAAAACAGGAAAUCAGCAUUUUGGAUAUUUAUAUGGGAGGUAUACAGAGCACAAGGACAUCCCUCUGGGUAUCCGAGCUGAGGUAGCUGCCAUCUAUGAACCUCCGCAGAUUGGUACACAAAACAGUCUGGAGCUCUUGGAAGAUUCAAAGGCAGAGAUUGUGGAUGAGAUUGCUGCCAAGCUUGGCCUGAGAAAGGUUGGCUGGAUCUUCACGGAUUUGGUCUCAGAGGAUACGCGGAAGGGGACUGUCCGAUACAGCCGGAACAAGGACGCCUUUUUCCUAAGUGCAGAAGAAUGCAUUACAGCUGGGCACUUUCAGAAUCAGCACCCAAACAUAUGCCGCCUCUCUCCAGAUGGUCACUUUGGAUCCAAGUUUGUCACUGUUGUGGCUACAGGCGGUCCUGACAACCAAGUCCAUUUUGAGGGCUAUCAAGUAUCCAAUCAAUGCAUGGCCCUAGUACGCGAUGAGUGUUUGUUGCCAUGCCGCGAUGCUCCAGAACUUGGAUAUGCAAAGGAAUCCAGCAGUGAACAAUAUGUGCCUGAUGUGUUCUAUAAGGAUAUAGACAAAUUUGGCAAUGAGAUCACUCAGCUAGCUCGUCCACUCCCGGUUGAGUACCUCAUCAUAGAUAUUACUACUACAUUUCCCAAGGAUCCAGUUUACACAUUUUCUAUUUCUCAAAAUCCAUUCCCUAUUGAGAACCGUGAUGUGCUGGGAGAAACUCAGGACUUUCAUAGUCUGGCUACAUACUUGUCCCAGAACACCUCCUCUGUUUUCCUUGACAUCAUCUCAGACUUCCAUCUGCUCCUCUUCUUGGUCACCAAUGAAGUCAUGCCUUUAAGGGAUAGCAUCAGCUUGUUGCUAGAAGCAGUAAGGACCCGGAAUGAGGAGCUGGCACAGACUUGGAAGAAAUCUGAGCAAUGGGCCACCAUUGAACAGCUUUGCAGUACAGUUGGUGUGCAGCUGCCAGGACUCCAAGAAUACGGUGCCAUGGGUGGCUCGACGCAUGCUGCCACCUCUUCCAUGUGGGCCUGUCAGCACUGCACCUUCAUGAACCAGCCAGGCACCGAUCACUGCGAGAUGUGUAGCCUUCCACGUAGCUAGGCCCCAUCUGGCUUGGCAGUCAGGGCGGCCAUUACAGACCAACUGGCAGAAAUACAGAGGCAAACCCUAAGCCAGGCGGGACUGUUCUUCCUCCUGGGAUGAUGCACCAUGAGGGGCAGGGUGGAGCAGGCAAUGGGAGAGAGUGACCCACAUCAUGGGCACUCGGUGCCAUUCGGAUGGUGGCAGUUUGCUGUGGGAGCUGGAGAUCCUAGUGGGUGAAGAUGACUCGGCCCCUCUGCCCAGUGCUGCUGCCUCAUCUUUUCUUUGCUCUCAGUAUUGUACAAAACCAGAGGUCAUAUUUCCCUUUGAGCUGCAGUCACACGGGUGGCUCAUCAGCUCUGCAGGUGCAUGGGUGUGGGGGCCAUGCUCCCUGCUCGCUUGCAUGCCACAUGCUUUCCCCAGCCUUAAGCCAGUGAGUGAGGUUAGGCAGCAGUGUCGAAGGGAGGCUUGGUCCUCAAGGGCGGGCUUACCUAACAUCGCUCUCUCGGCAUGCUUUGCAUUUAGCCUCCCGGUGGCUGGGUCCUGAGUCACUUCGGUCCACCCUCUAAUUAUCGCUUCCAAACCAAGCGCCCUGCAGUGACAGAACAUACAGUGGCCGAGAGCCCCAGGCUAAGUCCCAGGCUAAGCCCCAGAGCACUUGGGCACUGGAGAGGGGAGAGAGCGCCCUCCUCAACUUUGCAGGGGUCUCUCUGCUUGCCUGUUGACCCACUUCUUGUCCAGCUUAGCCAUAAUGACAGUAGAUUGAAGUGAUCUGUUGACUGCUGUUUCCUGGUGCUUCUUGUCUAGGGCUGGGCAACAGAGAGGAUCAUUCCUUGCUAAAUCAGGCUUUGGGGACCAGCAGACUUCCUGGUCUGGAAGCAACAAACAGGAUCUUGGCAAAACCAUCUUGGCUGAGUCGGGAUUGGACAGGCAAUAGUUCACAUGAAAUUAACUUGCCCCAGAUCUCCAUGCAUCAUCCCUUUCUAUAUAAAGGUGUUUCCUGGUAUUUGUAGCUGUGAGCAGGAAAAACCUCAAGUACCUUCCAUGUGCCUAUUAAUGACUCGAAUAGCAUCCCAGCAUGGCACAGCCACAUUUGUUGGCAUCUUGAAAGGAACUUUCUUACUCCACCAUGACCCAGGGAUAUCAUGGCUGAGACCCUGGCAAUGCUCAUGCCUCAAGAACGUACAUCUGCCUGCUGUUCCCAUAACCACAUCUUGACAGUGCCCCCAAGCUCCAUAGUUCCUUGGAUGUGUGAGCUCCUCCAGUUUUUGAGCUGUGCAGAGAUGUACUUUCAUUCUCCAAAAGUUCCCAGCAUCUUGGCCAACAAUGUCAUCGGUUAAAGCACAUUGGCUGCAAUACCAUUUCUACACUUAACUAGCCUAUUAUUGCCCAGGCAGAUUCAUCAAGCAAGGUAUUUUAAUCUGUUGGGUUAUGUGGAUUGAGAGCAUCCUUCCACAGUUUAUCUUUUUAGAUACUUGCUACAGCAAAAUAUGCCUCCACCCCAGUUUCCAUUAUGGGCAUGUAAGCCUGGGUCCCAGACAGCUGCCAUGACUGAUGUGGUUUCUGCCUCCUGUGGCAGAAGUCUCUCGGGCUUUGUCCUUCACACGUUCAAAUCAUAUGAUUGGUCAUCUGGCCCUUGUUAGUGCUGACAGGGCGUGCAACUCUUUCUCCUUUUCUGGGUUUGUGUUUUGACUAGAUUUCUUGAGCUCACUGGGCUGUAGCCGCUCUUGCUAUUACUCUUGGUUCGAUUGGUUGCAGAGGUGUGUGUUUGGUUUGGAUUGGAGUGAACUGAAUAGCAGCCCUGCAAAUAAAAAUCUAUUAAAAGCAUCUGAAA
Messenger RNA from Hemicordylus capensis (graceful crag lizard), 3780 nucleotides. It is a transcript of the gene NPLOC4, whose product is annotated as NPL4 homolog, ubiquitin recognition factor. Gene Ontology annotation, cellular component: nucleus. The transcript is spliced from 17 exons. Bases 141 to 1967 code for a protein of 608 amino acids. Gene Ontology annotation, molecular function: ubiquitin binding; ubiquitin protein ligase binding. Lineage: Eukaryota; Metazoa; Chordata; Lepidosauria; Squamata; Cordylidae. The record is from RefSeq and is a predicted model, not a curated record. Gene Ontology annotation, biological process: ubiquitin-dependent protein catabolic process.